This is a messenger RNA of Electrophorus electricus (electric eel), 1130 nucleotides long. The record is from RefSeq and is a predicted model, not a curated record. NCBI's taxonomy places the organism in Eukaryota, Metazoa, Chordata, Actinopteri, Gymnotiformes, Gymnotidae.
GCUUUGCACAGAGGAAAAUCAUCACCAUGCGCUUGCUACAGAACUCCCAUUUGUUUGUCCUGUCAUUGGUAGGAUUGCUGCUGGUUGGGUGCAUUUACUUUGGUUACACUUCAGCCUGGUUUAGGUAUGCAGGAAGCAGAAGUGGAGUUGCUGACGGGCUUUCAUACAAGCAGCCCAGUAUUCUAAAUGGCCGAAAAGAUGUCAUCACGGUGACCCCAUGGCUUGCUCCAGUGGUGUGGGAGGGCACAUUUCACACAACUCUGAUUGAUGCCAUCUACAAAAUGCAGAACAUCACCGUAGCAACCACUGUGUUUGCACUGGGAAAAUAUGUGCAGUUCCUGAAGGACUUCCUGGAGUCAGCAGAGAAGCACUACAUGCAGGGUUACCGUGUGCAUUAUUACAUCUUCACGGACCAGCCCGAGGCAGUUCCUACGGUAACACUGGGUGCCAGCCGUAGUUUGACUACACUGAAAAUUCCAAGUUCAAACCGCUGGCAGGAGAUCACACUACGCAGGAUGGAGAGGCUUGAGAAACUCAUUGAGACCCAACUGAGCAAUGAGGUCGACUAUAUCUUCAGCCUUGAUGUGGAUACCAAAUUCUAUGGUCACUGGGGGGUGGAGACUCUGGGUGAUAUUGUUGCCGUGAUACACCCUGGUUAUUACAGUACACCACGUGAUGACUUCCCAUAUGAGAGGAGGUCUGAGUCACAGGCCUACAUCCCCUACGGGAAAGGGGAUUUUUACUAUGGUGGUGCGGUGAUUGGUGGUCGAGUGGAAAAGGUGCACAAACUCGCUAAAACUUGCCGCAUGCAGCUGGACGUGGACAAGGCCAAUUCUAUUGAAGCAGCGUGGCAGGAGGAGUCUCACCUGAACAAGUACUUCCUCUACAACAAACCCACCAAGAUCCUGUCACCUGAGUAUUUGUGGCAAGACACUAAAUACAUAACUCCUGACAUAAAAAUCAUCCGCUUCUCUCAAGUCAUCAAGAACUAUGCUAAGGUGCGCCCCAAUCCCUGAUCAGAUCACAUGUAGACAGUAAUGACCCCAUGUGGACUGUAAUUACUUGUUUUCACAAACACUCACAAACAUUCACAUAUUUUUUUCCUUAGUUUCCGUAUUAUAAAUAAUCCC